AUGGUAACGAAACACGCUCUCAGCAAGCCCGGUGGCCAACCGUUCGUCCCCUAAGAGUAGCUACCUAUCCUCUUAGUUCCUUGCUGACACCCGUACCCAUCACAGACCGGCCGACGUUCUCAACAUACAUAUCGCCGCCGACUCCCCAAUGGAAAAGUAUCCAGGUAUCAAUAAGCCCGGCGAAUAAUUGUUUUUUUUUUCGCAUUGAAAUUAACUCGUUUCCAGCCAAGCAGCAUGCCCGAAAUGUGGCCCGACGGCUACCCACUCGUGACGGUCUUAUCUACCUGGAAGGGAUGUCGGAGGUUCUCUUUGAGGACUCAGACGAAGCAAUUAAAUUCCGUCAGAAGAGAUAUUUCUUGUACCUCACGGGGGUUGUGGAUAUGCCGGAUUGUUUUGUCACGUAUUCAAUCGCUCAGGACAGGUUAACCCUGUACGAAUAUCCCAUAGGCUUUGGAAAGGGGCAAGAGGAGUGCUGAUGCUGCAAGCUUAUAGAUACAUUCCACCUUUUGACCCGAAUGAAGUUCUCUGGUCUGGUUAUCCACCCUCGAUAGAGGAUUGCAUCUUCAAGUCUGCUGAACCCCCCCCCCCCCUCUGACACCAGCACCAACUAAGGAAUUAACGAAUCUAUAGAUACGAUGUGGACGAAGUUCUUUACUCUACUUCAAUAACAGACAAGAUAAUGGAGUUCCAUCUCACGUUUCAAUCUUCUCCAAUUUAUACCAUCCAUCAUCAAGUUUCACGGAUUCCCUCACGGAUCCCUAGGAAAUUUAUCUCCGAUCAGUACCUCCAACCCGCAAUUGACGAUUGCCGGGUUUAUAAGGAUGAUUAUGAAAUCAAAUUACUCCGCCAGGCAAACAUCAUCUCAGCAAAUGCUCAUCGCGCCGUUCUAGAAGCGGUGCAAACAGCACAAACAGAAGCUCAGCUCGAGGGAAUAUUUGUCCAAACCUGUAUUUCGCAGCACGCAAGGACACAAGCAUAUGACCCCAUAGUUGGAUCUGGGCAGAACUGCGCAACGCUACACUAUACCCGCAAUGAUGCACCUCUCAAAGGGAAACAGUUACUUUUGAUUGAUGCGGGCGCAGAAUGGGCCGGAUAUGCUAGCGAUGUCACUCGCACAUACCCGAUAUCCGGGAAGUGGACCAAAGAAGCUAGUGAAAUCUAUAAUAUUGUUGAUGAGAUGCAGAAAGAAUGCAUCAAGAAGACAGUUGCCGGCGUGGAUUGGAGAGAUACACAUCUCCUCGCGCAUAGGAUCGCUAUAAAGGGAUUAAUGGCAUUGGAAAUUCUAUAUAAUGGCACGGCAGAAGAAAUCUUCCAAUGUGGAACUAGCCGCGCCUUCUUCCCCCAUGGCCUUGGCCACUUUCUAGGGUUAGAGACCCACGAUGUCGAGGGCGCCCCGGAUGUCAAAUGGAAGCCCGCCACAGGCCAGUUAGGUUCCAUUGCCUCUCUUCCAAAACCAAUGUUGGGCCGUGGGCUAUACCGUGCAGUAGUGCGCAGGGUAUUGGAGCCCAGGAUGGUCAUUACCGUCGAACCUGGAAUGUAUGAGCUCCCAACAACUGCCCACUUUCCUCCAUCCAUAUGCAUAGCAAGGCUAACAAUUCCUAGCUACUUCUCGAGAUUCAUAAUCCAAGCCUUCCUCGACCACCCCGUCCAUAGCCGGUAUAUUAACAAGGCGGUCCUUGAGAGGUAUUGGGCAGUUGGCGGCGUCAGAAUCGAAGACGAUAUUCUCGUUCUCGACAACGGGAAGAACGAGAACCUGACUACUGCUCCUAGAAUAGAGCCUACCGGCUAG
Molecule: messenger RNA, 1789 nt
Organism: Tuber aestivum (summer truffle)
Lineage: Eukaryota; Fungi; Ascomycota; Pezizomycetes; Pezizales; Tuberaceae
Source: the annotation of a GenBank genome assembly